This is a messenger RNA of Coregonus sp. 'balchen', 38733 nucleotides long. Lineage: Eukaryota; Metazoa; Chordata; Actinopteri; Salmoniformes; Salmonidae. The record is from the annotation of a GenBank genome assembly.
AUGUUCUUGGAAGGGUGCUGUGGCCAGAAGGCAUCCAGGCCGGUGUGUGAAGACAGCACUCCACGCCAUGGCCAAUUAACCUGCCAGUUGGCCUAAUGGGCUACCGGGAGUCCGGGUGUAGAAGGCGGAUUACUAGGAAUCUUCCAUAAGUGUUAUCACUGUAGAGGGGGGUGUGGAUGAUAUAGAUUUAAUCCUAUUCUAGAAUUAACCCUGAAUACAGAUAUGGACAUCUGAACGGCAAGAUGGCACCCUUACAAUUUUGUAAUAUAUUUAAAACCAUCUGGUCCUCUCAGACAUCCACAAGGCUUUAGGGGUUGAUUUGGGACCAUCCGAACACUUCCCGGACCAAAGGUAUAUAGGGCAGUGUUGUGUUCGAGACCACCUAAAGUGAGACCAAGUCAAGACCAAGACAGGAGGUGGGGGGCGAGACCGAGUCAAAACCGAGACCAGGAGAGUGACAAGGGGUCAGAGACCGAGUCAAGACUGAGAACAGAAAAAUGUGAGUCCAAUUCAAGACCAUGAUUGUAAUUUUGUCAAAUCGCCACCAUAGUAAAAGUUCAAAAUGUCCAGUAUUUCUGUGUUCAUAUUUCAGAAGAACAUAUGGAUUCUUUAGACAUUCAGAAUAGUGAAAAAAUGCAUGUUGAGAGCAAAUAGAGCCACUCUAUAAAAUAUUACUAACCCAAACACAGUGGGGAACAUUGAGGGCCUUCUAUGCCUUCAGAGAAGGGCUAAGGUUUUAUAAAAAUAUAUAUAUAUAUAUUAUUAUAUAUUAUUAUUUUCAAUGAUGUUCUGAUUUGAUCGUUUAAGUUUUUGUUGGAAAGGAAAGGGUUAACACUGAAGCGAAAAAAGUAUCCAAUCAGAAACGUGAGUCAUCUAGCUAGCUAAGUUUAUUGUCUAGGCCAUCAGAAGCUAGAUAGUAGGCAUCUGCCAUUCAACUGUAUUAGGGAAACAUUUUGAAGUGACAGUGGAAUCAACCAAUCACAUUUUGACUUGUAAAAGUUUUUACAAAAACGUAUGGACAUUUCUGCCUUCUCCUAGCGAGCAGUAGUUUUACCAGGGUCUAGCUAGCUAGCUUCUGUUGUAGGCUAGUUUGCAGCGGCUGCAGCAGGUGUUAUCAAAGAGGAUGUUGUUACUAAUUUGUUAGCUUAUCCUCUUUCAAGAAUAACUUUCAACAAGAAAUUAAGUUUCAAAUGAUCAUUUGGUGAGUGGAACUGUUUUUUUAUUGCAGCUCGUUAGCCAUCUCUUUGAAAAUAACUUAUGUGUGUGAAACAUUGUUGCAUUUAAACUUUAGAUCACUGGUUACUUUGUACGCUAAACGUAAAAUAUUUUUUGUGAUGGGAAGUAAUAGUUGUACAUUUCGAUUGGGAAAUGCUUAGUCUAAUGGUUGUGUUUUUGUAUUCUUAUGAUUGGGACCUACUGGCUUAUUAUAUCUGAGUUGAUGGACUGUUUAUCCUUUAACAUCAUGCUGUGUGUGACUGCUGUCUUUCCGUCGGCCCUAUGCAAUGGUGUAAUGGUGCCUGGAGAAGUGGGUAACGGGUAUUCCUAUAGAUUUUCUUUGAUUUCCACUCUCAAAAUCACACUUCUUUUUCAGGAGACCAUUUUUGAGGUCUGGGAAAAAUCGAACAAAUAUAUUUGGGGAAUGUGUAGUAUCCCUUUAAUUCAAAUGAGCAAAACAAAUGCCCUCCCCAUUGAUACAAAUCAGCAUGAUAUCAUUCUGUCAGGUAGGCCUUUAAUUUAAUUGUGAAGAUUUUUUGGGAAAGCCUUUAGAAAUGUUAAUGCAAACAGUGUAUGAUGACUGAAUUGCGCAUUGCAAAUAGCUUACAAAACAAGACUUCAGACCAAACUUUUUCAAUACCUGGUUUGCAUACCCAUUGUUGCCUUAGUUAGCCUUUACUGGUAGUUAUCCUAUGUUGAAAUGUCUUUCCUACCUACCCUACCGGCUACCGAUGUCGUUGUUCUGUGAGCUGCUCCAUGCAACAACCAGUUGAGAGCUGUGCGCUCUUGCUGCCUGCAGAAGAUAUUCCGCUGAAACUAGGCAAUGUGUGCGGCGUGCAUGUGAAUAUAUUUCACGUGCUUUGAGAUUGUGUAGGCUACUUUGUACAUGAUUUCUGUAUUGUACUUCAUAAUUGAUAAGUCGUAUACCUCCACUACACUACUUUAAUGCGCAUCAGUAGGGAUUAAGAUGUGAGUGUAAGCAAUGCCCACUGAAAGAAAGUGGGUAUACGGCUUAUACCUGCGUAUAGCCUCCACUACACCACUGCCAUAUGUGUUUUACAAAGUGAACUCUCCUACAUGAGUGCGCUGGUAUUACGGUUGUUGUCCUUUCAGCAUCUAGAGGCUGUCACACACUGAAGGCCUAGCUAGGUCCAAUAGGUUUGCCGCUGCGCAAACAUGUCUAUAAUAGAUAUAAAUACUGUUACAUUUUCCCCCGGUCUCCCCUUUACUAAUAGUGGCCGCACAACUUUCCAACAAUUUCCCCCACUCUUCUCUACCAGCGAGUCAAGGAAAUCCGGACAAAGUGUGAGGAUAUUUUUCAACGAAAGUAAAGGACAGUCAUCUUCGAAUAAAGUAGGAUGCCCAGGUUUCAAUAGGCUAAGAUAUUAAUGUUUCAAGAAAGGAGUGUAUAUAUUUGAGUUUUUUACUCUGCUGGUCUCGAGUACUACAACACUGACAUAGGGCCUUAGUACCCUUCAAUAAGUGCAUGUCCAUGCACACCCACUUACUCACUGACAGUCCCUCGUGGUAGGUAUCUGGUUGCCUUACAAUCAUUACCCCAUUCAUCAUUAUUUGUGUCUGGUUUUCCAGACGCAUUCCCUCCAAUGGUAGCUACUUAAGGCUACAGCAAUAUCCCUCUCUUAGGUGUCCGAAGGUGAACGCUCAGUGCAUGCGGAAGUACAAUGCUUAUGGAUAGAAGCUGUGAUUCAUUUGAGCUGUUGCUAAAUCUAUUGAUCCUCUGCAAUGCUAGUGAGGCACACUAGACAUUAUGGUACGGUACAGUACAGUCUGCAAAAAAGCCAUUGCAAAAACAGAGUAGCCUAUGAAGUUCUGCUGAAGCAGUUGGAACUUUUCCCGAGUACAAAAGCUGAAGAACAUGUGCACAUCCAGGUACUUUCUGCAGGUGCUGGAGUUGUAGGCAAAUUCAUGGAAAACAGAAAGAAAUCCGCUGCUCAAGCUCCCAGGUGAUUUUUAUUUAUAACAAUGUUUCGACCCUUAGGUCUUCAUCAGGCAUCCAUAUCCCAGGUGGGGGUGGAAGGCCCUAAUAACACGUUGGACAGUGAUUUGCCAGAGUGUUAAGAGAGGCAGUGUGGCAGUAGCGGUGUUUUAACGAGCUGUGUGGCACAGACAGCUCGGGUAGGGAGCCUGGGUAAUGAGCGCUAGCCCUGGCACACGCACCACCGUGAGAGGGUCUGUCUCCUGUGGGUGCCCAUGCCUGCCCGUGUGCCUCACGCCCCACUCCCAUUGAGCUCCGCUGCCAAACCCUGCUGCCUUUGCAGCCUAUCUGAGCAGCUUCGGAUCUGAGUGCCACGCGCCGUCAUCUUUCCCUUCCUCUCCUUAGACGAGAAAGCAAAACAAAACAUGCCCAAAAUAUUGGGAAAAAACCAGGAGAAAUAAAGGUAGUUGCCGUUUGAUCAUAGUGACUCACGUUUGGCACCCUCAUCUAGGAAAUGUAAUUCUGAAUUCUUCGCUUGUGCCCUGACACUUGCGCUGUGCGGUAAAUUUUCUCGGCCCGGGCUCCUCUUGCUCCAUCCAGCCAGGCAAGGCCCACCUGCCCCAUUUGGCCUUGUUGCUCUGUGAUAAAUUGAGCUGUCCACAGCAGGCAAACUAGCCGAACGCCACACACAGAGAGCGGACAUGUUGCAGCACGAAGAGACACUUCAUUAGAUCCAAUCAGCAGGGCCCAGGCAAUGAGAGAGGAGGAGAGGCAGAAUGGAUGGAGGGAGGGAGGGAGGACAAUGUUUGCACUCACUACUGUAAGUCGCUCUGGAUAAGAGCAUCUGCUAAAUUAUAUAUUUUUGAAUGUAAGUAAGUCGACUGAUGUGUAUAUGUAAACAGUGAUUCCGUUGGUUUGUGGGUUUGUGAUUUGCAACAUCCCUCAGCCUUAGUCGCAUAUGGAUGAACAUUCAUACACUCAAUGUUUUGCAGUUUGUGGGAAUAACUCAAGGUAAACCUAAUAGAAAACUCAUUUUUUUAAAGUAUCCCUAAGGCUUUAUGACGCUCAACAGAAACCAUUUCUCCUUGUCUCUAUUUGCCCAUGAAUCUCUCUUCUCUUUUUUUUGUAAUAAGCAUCACUGACGCCACUCCAAAUGUGACAUUUGGGAGACAACUGCGAGCAGCUUGCACGUCUGAGCUCAGAAUUCCAGUCCUCCAGCGAUGAGAAUGCUGACAGAUGGAGUGCUUGGACGCUGUCAGGACAAUUAGAGCCCACUUCAUCUAGCUGCCGAUAUUGACCGCGGCCAGUCAUAACCUUUAUGACCACUUGGUAUUGAGAAGCAAGCGUAGUCAUGGGUGUCUGGCGAUAGACAUUGCGCACGUAUGCACACAUGCAUGCACAAACGUGCACACCCUCACACACACAAGUACACACACCGUCCCUUUAUGCUUUGGGUGCUGAGUGGUAUUGGAGAGUGGAGCAAGCUGUAUUUAUCACAAUGACUGGGUGGGGCUGCGGAGUGACCGUACGAUUCUCCUCUCUUCUCUCCUUCGCCCGAUCCCUGUACUUGGCUGUAGAAUGGAGGUCAGAGGCAGAGAGCUGUUGCAGGUCCCCAAGCGGAGCAUGAAUGGCCUCAUUGAGAGGCUUGUUAUGGGCCAGCAUGAGGAGUUUUAGCCCUUGUCAUUAAUUUGUAGCCGAGGCGACUGGGGGCUGGAGGCCGGUGGGGGUGGUGUGGACUCCAGGGGUUUUCAGCGGCGGUUAAUAAGAGCACAGCAGGAAAAUGGAGUGCCCCAGCGUCCCUGACCCCAGAGUGCUGCUCCGCUGUGCCCUUGUCCUCCUCCUUGAUUAACACAGUGGCUAAAUGAUGCCCCCCUCCUCCAUUUACACACACACCAGUGUUUCCCCUAGAUUUCUUUCAGCAGCGGUGGCAGGAUUAUUAUUAUUUUUUAAAUAGUUGGCGGCCACGGUUUCGCAGCGCCCAUGUGCAACUGCUAAAUGCAUAUAGGGGAAACACUGCACACAAACACUUACACCCCCCCAUCCCCACAGUCUGGACGUGAAUCGAUCGGCCAAUCCCAGCUGUCUGUGAGUGGCUCAGACUGUGAGGGGUUUUCGGGGUGGUGACCCAGCAUUGAUCCACUCACCAGGACCCGUCAUCGUCAGCUUCUCCAAGGCUAGGAUCCCCCCCCAACCAGGGUUUAAUCUCGAUCACUGGGACGGCCUAAGUAACAAGUACUCUACCCACCUCUUUAUUCCAGGUUCCCUCCCCUUCUCUCGCUCUCUCCCUUCUCUCUCUUUCUCUUGCUUUCUCUAUGCCAGUUCUCUUCCACCCAUACCUGUACAGUAGCAUUAGUCAAUAAAGCAGUAUAGGCAUGUGUAAAACAAUAUUGAUGAAGUGACUCUGUUCAUCUCCAAGCCAAGCAGCACAAAUGAUAAACCAAUCCCUAACCAUGCUCCUUAUACAUAUAGACGUGGGUGCAUGUAGAAAUGUACAGAUGUUGAUUCAGUACAUUACCAAAGUGUGUCACUGUAAUAUGUUCCUUUUUUCCAAUCCAUGUCUUGGGUUUCAUAGUGUUCAUUGUUGCUUCCUUUGGGUACCCCUCCCAGACAAGUUCGCCAAGAGUUCACUAGGGGUUACAGUGGUAAUCUGAGACAAAGAGACCAAGAUAACAUUUCAAUGGGCAUGUGGUUUAGAGCACUGAGCUUCUGCAGUGUGUGUGUGUGUGUGUGUGUGUGUGUGUGUGUGUGUGUGUGUGUGUGUGUGUGUGUGUGUGUGUGUGUGUGUGUGUGUGUAGUGGGGGGUAGACUUACUCUUCUGGCAUCUCUUGGGCACCAUCACUUUUAGCACCCAAGUGAAAUGCCUCAUUACUAGGGCUGGGAAUUGCCAGGGACCUCACGAUACGAUAUUAUCACGAUACUUAGGUGCCGCUACGAUAUGUAUUGCGAUUCAGUACUGUUAUUUUAUUGUGAUUCGAUGUUCCAAACAUAUCAUAGCUCACCAUAUGUCUGCUGCAGAGUGACAAAAGAGAGCCAUUAGAAAACGAGUUUUGAUCAGUCAUGGAAAUGAAAGUGCUGAAAACAAAUUGGCUCCCUAUUUAAAAAGAAGAUGGAGAACAAGCUAUGAAGUAAAAAUAUUGGAGUUUGGUGCAGGAACAGACAACUAGCGCCAAAAUAAUAUUGUGAUAUUGUCAAAACGAUAUGAUAUAUCAUCAAAAAUUAUAUCUUGAUAUGUCCUGAUUUUUCCCCCAUCACUACUCAUUACCACGUGUGCAUAAGCCGUGCACAAGACGGGGAGGGUGUGCACGAUAGGGCUGGGCAGUAAACUAUAUUUGACUCUAAACCUGUAUUGAUGCACAGACUGGUUUGGAUUUUUACUUUACCUUACAUAACGGUAAUGUUUGGUUUGUUAAAUAUAAUGAAAUAACUGAGUGAUGCCAGUAAGAGACCGCUAUCAAUUGAUAACUGCUCAUUUGUUAGCAAGAACUUCGGUUGCUCACAUGUACUUUUUUGCCAUUAAUAGUGCCUGUGAGGCAGGGCGGGUGCCAAAAGCACCCUAGAAAUUGGCACAAUGCCCCUUGUGGUGAACGUAAGAACUGCCAUUGAAUCCAUUGAAAAUAUAUGGUCAGUAACCAUGUUUCCAACCACAGUUUUUAUGCGAGCAAAGUCAUACCGUAUAAAACAAAAUCACAACAGCUGUGAUGGAAACAGGAAAUUUCGGUACAAUUUUAUAAAUGGCGACAAGAUCAUUUGUUUGUUCGUCAUGGUGGGAUCUUUGUGUCUGUAAAAUUAAUUAUACGAGAAAUGGCGGUGAAAACGCCUUUAUUGCACAAAUAUUGAUAUAAUAACCAUCAUAUCAAAGUAAACUUGGAGUCACGCAAUGAUAUGGUGUGUGGUCCUCCCACUACCAUGCAGUUUAUUAGGCUACAGAUGAAAUAAGUUUUGACGACCUUCACAGGGUGGUGAAAGUGCAUGGUGAUCUUGAUGCUCCUUUCCAAUAAAUAUGAAGGGUCUUAUUCUGGUGACAUGAUGAUCGAUGCUUGACUGCUGUUUGACAAAUAAAAAUAUUAUUGCUCUUACCCAUAAUAAUCCCAUCAUGUAGACUAGCCUAACCGCAUGUGCCAAGAACAGAGUAGGCACAUUUGCUAUUUAACUCAACAGUUUUUGUGACAAAACUAUUGGUAGAGUUGAAAAUUGAACGUAAAAAAAAAAAGAUCUAAAAUGUUGUGCACAAAUUUGUUUACAUCCCUGUUAGUGAGCAUUUCUCCUUUGCCAAUAUAAUAAAUCCACCUGACAGGUGUGGCAUAUCAAGAAGCUGAUUAAACAGCAUGAUCAUUACACAGGUGCGCCUUGUGCUGGGGACAAUAAAAGGCCACUCUAAAAUGUGCAGUUUUGUCACACAACACAAUGCCACAGAUGUCUCAAGUUUUGAGGGAGCAUGCAAUUGGCAUGCUGACUGCAGGAAUGUCCAUCAGAGCUGUUGCCAGAUAAUUUAAUGUUAAUUUCUCUACCAUAAGCAGCCUCCAAUGUCGUUUUAGAGAAUUUGGCAGUACUUCCAACCGGCCUCACAACCGCGAACCAUGUGUAACCACACCAGCCCAGGACCUUCACAUCCGGCUUCUUAACCUGCAAGGUCGUCUGACACCAGCCAACUGGACAGCUGAUGAAACUGUGAAGUAUUUCUGUCUGUAAUAAAGCACUUUUGUGGGGAAAAACUCAUUCUACGCCCCUGCCCAGUCAUGUGAAAUCCAUAGAUUAGGGCCUAAUGAAUUUAUUUCAAUUGACUGAUUUCCUUAUAUGAACUGUAACUCAGUAAAAUCGUUGAAAUUGUUGCAUGUUGCGUUUAUAUUUUUAUAUUUAAUCAAUUCCUUGGAGGAGUGGACUGGAGAUUGAACCGUAAAUCAUUGUAAAGCGUGUGCGGCGCUCAGAGCCUGCUUGGCUACCUGUUCGCUCUCUGUCGCUAUUACGUGAGUAAAUCCCAGUAAAAAUGUGUCCAAUAGCCUCAAAAACAACAUUCGGAGGUUCAGAGCGACUCAGACAACAUUCAUCUUUAUGUAUGAUGAGUCUCCCUCAGGGGGAAGUCAACAAAUAAAUACCUUCUUCCUUCCUUUCAAGUGUUUCUGUGUGAUACUGUAUAAAGGCCUGCUGUAGUAUAUGUCGGUCGUACUACCUGUUUGUUGUGUCGUCUUCAGGACUGGACGGAUCCGUAGUCUGUUUUCAACUUGUUCCUCUCAGGUUUUGGUAACCUAGUGUAUUUCAGGCCACUUCCAUAGUAUUUGAGGGGUUCAUGGAACUUGUUAAGUUUAAAAGAACUGAAUGUUUGUGUUAACUGUAAGUUUCUUUGGAUAAAAGCAUUUGCCAACCGACUAUUUAUUAUUACAAAAGAGGAGAGGAAGACCAUUUCUCUCUUUCUCUCUCUCUCGUUCUCUCUCUCGCUCCUUCCCCCCUCCCUCCCCUUGUUUCCUCUUCCCCUGCUCUGUCAGAGCUGCUUUACCCCUGUCCCUCUCUACCUAUGAUUGGCAAAGAAAAACAUGUUUUACGGGACACCGUCCACCCGUAGAGGGGCUUGACAGGACUGCUUGUCUGGCACCCAGGGUUUGGACUAUUUGGACCAAUCCACUCCCUAGGAGGUUGUCAGUUUCUCCGCUUUAAUCUUUUUCUUUACGAGAAAUACUCAAAAUACUCAUAGUGGCUAAUUGAUGGCUUUGCGUCCCAUUGAGCCAACGGUGUUAAAACAUACAGGUGCCACUCGCCGUGAACGAUGCGUUCACUUUUUUGGGGUGGUGCCGAUUCUUCUGCCCCGCAACUGAAGGACUGCAUGUGAAAUUGUUUCCAUAAUAGUUUGAACUAGUUCUGAGAGACUCCUGCAUUGAGUGUGGUUUAAAAAGCUGGCUAUCGUUUCUGUUCCCCUAAUGUUUUCCACUACUUCCCUCUCUCUGUGUACUGUUUAUUUUCUCCUCUGCCAAUGUUGCUUGUCCCUCCUCCCCCCCCUUCAUCUGUCAGGCAAGCGAGUUCCUCUUUGAUCCAAACACACCUCUCAGAUUAACAGGCUGCCUAACCCGGCGUUGAGAGCACAAACAAAAACAUUGUGUGGAUGGUCCUGUCUCAAUAAAAAAUGCACCACCUCUUGCCCUGGCCAAUCGCUGAGACAGCUCAACAUGGGAAAUCUGAAUAGGCCUGAAAGAAAGGCACACUCUCACGUCCAGCAACGGAAACCAGAGUCUUUGAAAAUCAACAUAAUAGUCAAUGCGUUUUCUUUGAGAGCUUUGUCAUCCUGUCACUGAGCGGGGAUAGUUCCAGCGAGAUACCUAACAAGGGGUUUGUGUAUGUGUGCAUGUGUGAGUGAGAGUUUGUGUCUGUGUGUACGUGCAUGCCCUCUUGUGUGUCCGCGUCUGAGUUUGUGUUUACCUGCAUGUGUGUGUUUGUAUGUCUCUGUGUCUCUGUCCCUGGGAAGGCGGGCAGUGGGAGAGAGCAGCUUGAGUUACCCGGUAGCCCUAACUGUCAGCCCAGGGGGCCGGGCCGCCCCGGCAGGCACUGUCUGCUGCCCCUGUGGGCAACUUGGAGACCCACUGAGAACCACCGCUCCGACAGCCACAAUAGGAUCCAGUUUCCUGGCCCCCACCGGCCGAUACAGGCACAGAUAACUUUGUCUCCCUGCUUGUAUCUUUUAUCUCACAUCUGGGAGCCUUGCCUGGGAGCAGUGCGGUAACAACACUGCCUCCAUUGUCCCUGGCCUUGUCAUGACAAGGCUCCUGUUUCGGGCCAGUCCGUGAAACACCGAGAGCCCCCACCGUCCGGGGUGCGAAUCAUCGCCGGGGGCGACCGCGAUGGCAUGACAUGAUAGUAUGGCAGGACAGGGCUGGGAGGGGCGAAGCAGAGGAGAACAGGGCCUCAUGGGUAAUGCAGCAUAGGCGAAUGGGGAUAGGUGUCAGGUUAGGGGUGGAGAGUAGGCCUGAUGAUAGGAAGUCUUAUCCACUGUGUGAACUUUGGUGAUCGGACCAGUUGGCAUGUCACACUGUGGUGUGUACAAAUGUAAUCUGGAUGCCAGGUAACUAAGCUUUGCCCGUAUACCCCACUCAUGGGUACCACCAUACCCACAUGUCAACACACACCUGGCUGCGAUCAUGGUGCCUGGGAGAUUAGAUAUAAGAUAGAGAUACAGUGGGGGAAAAAAGUAUUUAGUCAGCCACCGAUUGUGCAAGUUCUCCCACUUAAAAAGAUGAGAGAGGCCUGUAAUUUUCAUCAUAGGUACACGUCAACAAUGACAGACAAAUUGAGAAAAAAAAAUCCAGAAAAUCACAUUGUAGGAUUUUUAAUGAAUUUAUUUGCAAAUUAUGGUGGAAAAUAAGUAUUUGGUCACCUACAAACAAGCAAGAUUUCUGGCUCUCACAUACCUGUAACUUCUUCUUUAAGAGGCUCCUCUGUCCUCCACUCGUUACCUGUAUUAAUGGCACCUGUUUGAACUUGUUAUCAGUAUAAAAGACACCUGUCCACAACCUCAAACAGUCACACUCCAAACUCCACUAUGGCCAAGACCAAAGAGCUGUCAAAGGACACCAGAAACAAAAUUGUAGACCUGCACCAGGCUGGGAAGACUGAAUCUGCAAUAGGUAAGCAGCUUGGUUUGAAGAAAUCAACUGUGGGAGCAAUUAUUAGGAAAUGGAAGACAUACAAGACCACAGAUAAUCUCCCUCGAUCUGGGGCUCCACGCAAGAUCUCACCCCGUGGGGUCAAAAUGAUCACAAGAACGUUGAGCAAAAAUCCCAGAACCACACGGGGGGACCUAGUGAAUGACCUGCAGAGAGCUGGGACCAAAGUUACAAAGCCUACCAUCAGUAACACACUACGCCGCCAGGGACUCAAAUCCUGCAGUGCAGACGUGUCCCCCUGCUUAAGCCAGUACAUGUCCAGGCCCGUCUGAAGUUUGCUAGAGUGCAUUUGGAUGAUCCAGAAGAGGAUUGGGAGAAUGUCAUAUGGUCAGAUGAAACCAAAAUAUAACCUUUUGGUAAAAACUCAACUCGUCGUGUUUGGAGGACAAAGAAUGCUGAGUUGCAUCCAAAGAACACCAUACCUACUGUGAAGCAUGGGGGUGGAAACAUCAUGCUUUGGGGCUGUUUUUCUGCAAAGGGACCAGGACGACUGAUCCGUGUAAAGGAAAGAAUGAAUGGGGCCAUGUAUCGUGAGAUUUUGAGUGAAAACCUCCUUCCAUCAGCAAGGGCAUUGAAGAUGAAACGUGGCUGGGUCUUUCAGCAUGACAAUGAUCCCAAACACACCGCCCGGGCAACGAAGGAGUGGCUUCGUAAGAAGCAUUUCAAGGUCCUGGAGUGGCCUAGCCAGUCUACAGAUCUCAACCCCAUAGAAAAUAUUUGGAGGGAGUUGAAAGUCCGUGUUGCCCAGCGACAGCCCCAAAACAUCACUGCUGUAGAGGAGAUCUGCAUGGAGGAAUGGGCCAAAAUACCAGCAACAGUGUGUGAAAUCCUUGUGAAGACUUACAGAAAACUUUUGACCUGUGUCAUUGCCAACAAAGGGUAUAUAACAAAGUAUUGAGAAACUUUUGUUAUUGACCAAAUAAUUAUUUUCCACCAUAAUUUGCAAAUAAAUUCAUUAAAAAUCCUACAAUGUGAUUUUCUGGAUUUUUUUCUUCUCAUUUUGUCUGUCAUAGUUGACGUGUACCUAUGAUGAAAAUUACAGGCCUCUCUCAUCUUUUUAAGUGGGAGAACUUGCACAAUUGGUGGCUGACUAAAUACUUUUUUCCCCCACUGUAAUAUGCUAGAAAUUCUAAUAUCAGUACUUAUUACUAUUCAAUACAAGUACAGUGUAGAGUAUCUCAAAUGAUAGCAUUCUUUGUCUCUCAUGCACUGAAUGUCCAUAUUAGUAGUAUUAUACCCAAUACUAACAGAGCAAAACGCCUAAGCAUCCACAUAUUUAACAUCAAUCAAGUAUUGAUGCCGCUCCAAUAGAUAUCAAUGGCAAUUCAUCAAAAUGCAAUGAUCUUAGGUGGAGAGUGGGGGGAUAAAAUCUCUGCUCAUGUAUGGACCUGCGUGGCAAAUUGACAAAUGACACAGACACAUCCCCACUUAGAGGAAAUAUAUUUAAUCAAUUUCUUGUCGGAGUCGACUGGAGAUUGAACCGUAAAUCAUUGUAAAGCGAGGGAGGCGCUCAGAGCCUGCUUGACUACCUGUUUGAUCUCUGUCGCUACCAGUUUGCUCUCUAUUUCAGACAACAUCUAUCUUUAUGUAUGAUGAGUCUCCCUCACGGGGAAGUCGACAAAUACCUUCUUCCUUCCUUUCAGGUGUUUUCAUGUGUUUAUGUGUGAUAUAUAUGGCUGCUGGAGGUAUAUGUCGGUCGUACUAGGUGUUUGUUGUGAUGAUGUAUCGUCUUCAGGACUGGACAGAUAUGCGUUCCAUUUUCAACUUGUUCCUCUCAGGUCUUGGCAUUCAAUGUCUCCCUGGUGUGUUUGAGAGACAUUAUUCAAAUAUAAAUUAAGAUGGCCUUUAUUCAAGAAUGCAUGUAAAACAGGCCUGUAACAGACCUCAAGUAUCGGUGCAUAGAAAGGUUAGUGAUAUGUAUGUUUUGAAAUGUAAAGAAAUCCCCAUAUAAAAUAGAACGAAAUUCGUCAAUAUUGUCAGUUGCUAUGAGGAAACAAACUUGUGAUGUCAUUGCUUUGUUGGAACUGAGGCUUGUAAAGAAAUCGUGAGGGUAGUGCCUCUGCUAAUGGACCCGCUGCCCUUACGAGUAGGGGUUAUAAAGUUUUGACUAAUGAUGUGAUAGCAUGGCAACAUUGAACCCGGAGAGGCAGCUUUGCAAGUUGAGUAGGGAGUCCAGGGAGGAGAGUGAGCUUCUGGGCUGUUAGCGUCACCCAAUCCCUCACCACAGGACUGUGCUAGUUCACUAACUCUAUUAGCCUGCACUUUGCUAAUGGUGUUAAAAAAAGACAGAGGGCAGGACGAGGAGAGGGUGGGUCAUGAUACACUUAACUUCAGAGUGGAUGGCAUCAUUAUCAUUUUCAUUUAGCUUUGAUGCUUCUUCUGUUCUCCCCCCCCCCUCAGCCCCUCCCUCCCUACCCCUUUGCCCGUAUGGCACAAAGAGCCCGCAGAAACAAGAUAGGGAUACAUAGUAAAACAGACCUUGUUUGUUUCUCAUUCUCUUCUUUUUACAGGAUGUAGCGCUGUGCGUGCGUGCUGAUUCGCGCGCGUACAAGUGGGUGUACACAGUAAUUAUGGUCCUCUCUAGUUUUCUCCUUCUGAGUUUGUUUUUAUGUUUUCUCCUAAGCCAGGUGUGCCCCGCCCCGCAAUGUGUUAGUCAGCAUGAUGUCCCCGUCUGACGGCAAGACUACAUUGGCGUCCUGCAGAUCUCACUAGCGACAAACCCCCUAGAGGACAGGAAGCCUAGCAUGGAGGCCGUAUUUACAGUGGGGGAAAAAAGUAUUUAGUCAGCCACCAAUUGUGCAAGUUCUCCCACUUAAAAAGAUGAGAGAGGCCUGUAAUUUUCAUCAUAGGUACACGUCAACUAUGACAGACAAAAUGAGAAAAAAAAAUCCAGAAAAUCACAUUGUAGGAUUUUUAAUGAAUUUAUUUGCAAAUUAUGGUGGAAAAUAAGUAUUUGGUCAAUAACAAAAGUUUCUCAAUACUUUGUUAUAUACCCUCUGUUGGCAAUGACACAGGUCAAACGUUUUCUGUAAGUCUUCACAAGGUUUUCAUACACUGUUGCUGGUAUUUUGGCCCAUUCCUCCAUGCAGAUCUCCUCUAGAGCAGUGAUGUUUUGGGGCUGUCGCUGGGCAACACAGACUUUCAACUCCCUCCAAAGAUUUUCUAUGGGGUUGAGAUCUGGAGACUGGCUAGGCCACUCCAGGACCUUGAAAUGCUUCUUACGAAGCCACUCCUUCGUUGCCAGGGCGGUGUGUUUGGGAUCAUUGUCAUGCUGAAAGACCCAGCCACGUUUCAUCUUCAAUGCCCUUGCUGAUAGAAAGAGGUUUUCACUCAAAAUCUCACGAUACAUGGCCCCAUUCAUUCUUUCCUUUACACGGAUCAGUCGUCCUGGUCCCUUUGCAGAAAAACAGCCCCAAAGCAUGAUAUUUCCACCCCCAUGCUUCACAGUAGGUAUGGUGUUCUUUGGAUGCAACUCAGCAUUAUUUGUCCUCCAAACACGACGAGUUGAGUUUUUACCAAAAAGUUAUAUUUUGGUUUCAUCUGACCAUAUGACAUUCUCCCAAUCCUCUUCUGGAUCAUCCAAAUGCACUCUAGCAAACUUCAGACGGGCCUGGACAUGUACUGGCUUAAGCAGCGGGACACGUCUGGCACUGCAGGAUUUGAGUCCCUGGCGGCGUAGUGUGUUACUGAUGGUAGGCUUUGUUACUUUGGUCCCAGCUCUCUGCAGGUCAUUCACUAGGUCCCCCCGUGUGGUUCUGGGAUUUUUGCUCACCGUUCUUGUGAUCAUUUUGACCCCACGGGGUGAGAUCUUGCGUGGAGCCCCAGAUCGAGGGAGAUUAUCAGUGGUCUUGUAUGUCUUCCAUUUCCUAAUAAUUGCUCCCACAGUUGAUUUCUUCAAACCAAGCUGCUUACCUAUUGCAGAUUCAGUCUUCCCAGCCUGGUGCAGGUCUACAAUGUUGUUUCUGGUGUCCUUUGACAGCUCUUUGGUCUUGGCCAUAGUGGAGUUUGGAGUGUGACUGUUUGAGGUUGUGGACAGGUGUCUUUUAUACUGAUAACAAGUUCAAACAGGUGCCAUUAAUACAGGUAACGAGUGGAGGACAGAGGAGCCUCUUAAAGAAGAAGUUACAGGUCUGUGAGAGCCAGAAAUCUUGCUUGUUUGUAGGUGACCAAAUACUUAUUUUCCACCAUAAUUUGCAAAUAAAUUCAUUAAAAAUCCUACAAUGUGAUUUUCUGGAUUUUUUUUCUCAAUUUGUCUGUCAUAGUUGACGUGUACCUAUGAUGAAAAUUACAGGCUUCUCUCAUCUUUUUAAGUGGGAGAACUUGCACAAUUGGUGGCUGACUAAAUACUUUUUUCCCCCACUGUACCUUCUCCUCUCCCUCUAUGAUAGUCAACUUAAUAUGUUAAACUGCCACGAAAUCCCCCACUUUGUCAAACAUGAAAGUGAGCACAUGCACAUGGUGGAGUAAGUGGGGUUAAUUUGGUUUUGAACCCUCCAUUUGUUUUUUGUUCUCCAUCCUAAAGUCAUACGUGAGAAUUUUUUCAGAGCACAGAUUUUGUUUAGUUUUUUGGGCUAGAAUUAUGAUUAAUCAAGACUAUUCCGUCAGUCAAAUUGUGACAGACUCCAAUGAACCAACCGUUUUUGGUCAAAACUCAGAACCGAUAGCCAGAACUAAUUAUAUUGAUUGCGGUGUAGGGGCCUCCUACUCUGAGCUAAAUUUAAUUUGUAUGCCCUUUUUAGUACAUUCCAAAAUAGUUGUUGACGUUGACAAAUUAUAUUAGCGGAUGUCUUGGAGAUAUGUCAAUAGAAACAUCUUGACGUGAAGUCCGUCAAGUACGCUAGCUAGUAUGCAAACGCGGCCCUAUCCAAGGAUGAAUUAUGUCAAAAAUCAUCGCUGUCUUUCUUUUUUUUACUAGUUUAAAGCCUCAUAAAUCAUAACAAUGUUGAAUGCAGCGGAGUCCUUCCCUGGAACUCGCACCAACUGUGAUACUUCAUCUUGACUUAAGCCUUUGACAGGUACCUGAUGUCUUGCCCUAAACAGAUAACUCAAUGUUAGCUUGAUUACUUGGCAUUUUUUCUUUGCCUUAUUAAUCUGUACAUCUGUAUUGAAGAUGUAUACGAAGCACUGUACUUGGUUCACGUACAAUAGAAUUUGCUCAGUCAAAAAAGUAAGGCAGUGUUCUGUACAGUUUUGCAUUGUGUGUGCUCAUGCUGUAGCUACAGUCGAUAUUCUUGUCAUGGUUUUGACACCUUAAAAUUAUAAAUAGUUGAUUUGCCAAUUAACAUGAUUAGUAGAUCAGACAAUAUUGCAGUCAUCAACUCUUUACUUCUGAUUCGUUGGUACAGUGACAGAGGUCCAGUUACUCCUGAGCUUUUUAACUCCUGAGGUCAAGGGUUAUAGAGACCCCAGUCCCUAAACUCACCGACUCAGGAUUAUCCAAUAACUCUGGCGGCUUGUAAAAGGUCCCACUACCUUAUCCCUGUUGCCAUCUUAAAUAGAUAACAAAUUGGGAUCCAUAAAUCGUGUAACCACAAAGAAAGGAGCAAACAUAGGAACAGGUGCUAUUCAGAAGAACCCAACAGCCAUACUGUACAUAUGCAGGUAGUAAAUGCUGUGCUUAGGCCCGCAGUAAAUGCCAGAUUUGACGGUGCAAACAUAAGGUAUAGUAGCGUAAUACACCUCUGAAGAUAGCUUUUUGGGGGGCUUUUAGAAGUUAUUUUGCAAUGCCUGACAAGAAGUUCCAGACUGAAUCUGUGGAUAUGUUUCUUCUGUAUAUUCAAUCAAUAAAAGUAUAAGGAGUCAUGCUUUGGAACUAGAUUUUCUAUGCUUUGAAUGAAUUUCACAGGUAUAUCUACAUUCAAAAUAUUUAUGUUGUGGUCUAAGGUAAUUCCGUCCCUGCAGCUUCCGUCUGGUCUUACUGGUGGAGUAAUACAAAAACACAGGAACACACACACUCUUCACAAGCUGUGUUCUAAAAAAUUUACUAUUCCGCGAUUGCACGCAUUACAAGCCAUUCCGCCGUUACAAACUCUGUUAUAAACACGAACCUCACCCAUUAAAACCACUAGAGCCAUUGUCUCUGCUAAGCAGAGGUAAACUCAUUGACCACUGCAGCAGUGGGGUGAGUUAUUUUUCUAACAGGCCACAACAGAAGAACCGGUGGACAGAGCGAGUGUCCGUGGUGAAUUAGCGGGAGUGUAAUUUAUCAUGCCUCUGCCAAUACCCAUCCUCUUUGAUCUGCGCCCCAUCUGCGAGGGAUGCGCCUGGCGUUUGGGAAGAGCACUCACUUUCUCUUCCAAUUAUUCCCAAGCGGAGGGGGUAUUGAUGGAACUCUGUGGGCUAAAGAACAGUGGACCCCCACAGUCUUGAAAGGCAUGGAUUGCAUUUGCCAUUUAAAUGCUACUUAGCCUUAAAUCACCUGUGUUUGGCCCGAGGUGAUGUACAGGCGAGGGGGAUGCUGCAGUGGGUGGGUGUGUGUGUGCUCAAGCAUCCCCAAUUAGUCUUCAACCCCCCCCCCAUCCCCACCACUUUUCCCCUCCCUCAUGUGCAGACCACUCUGGGGUUUUCGAUUGCACAAACUGUCACAGAUGUGCUCUAGUUUUUUUGUCUUCAGUGUUGUUGUUGUUGCUGCCUCUGCUGUUGCUGUGUGCGGGAUGCCGGGAUGGAGGGAUGUAGGGGGGGUUUGGGGAAAAGAUAAAUAGUUUCCCAUCAGAUGAAGUGUAAUUAUUCCUCCCUUGUCUGGAGGAGUGUGAAAUAAAAAAAGGGGGAGCCUAGUUUCUCUCAGCAGAUGCCAGCAGGUAUGCAGAAGGAGUGUCUUCACCGUCUCAUUUAGUAGCUAAGACUCAUUGCUUUCACAAUUAUCACUGCGGUCGAGGUGGGAGCUCGCUGUGCGAGCAGCACAGGGGAGAGAGGGAAGAGAAAUUGAAGGAGGACGAGUACAAAGAAAACUCCCUUGGUGGCAAUGUGUAUUUUUUAUAUCAAUUUUUUGAAUCAAGAAAAUUAGGUGUUUUUUGCAUUCUUCCACUUCAGAGCAGUAAAGCCUUCACUUGAAGUUGAUGCUCGUAAUGCAGGUUGGAGAAUGCUAUAAAUGGUGUCAUUACGUGUGUCAUAACAUGUCAUGAUGACUAAAACAACUUUUGCGUAAAGAAACUGUUGUAACACUGUAAUGAGGAACAUAGCUGAAAACGGUAACGCGAGUCAAUGGCGUUAGCUAUGUUGUCGUGAGCUGUCAUAGCUGUCAUCACAUGAUUUGAUUGGUGUAAUUUCGUGGUAACUUUAGGGAUGCGUCCCACUUACCUAAAGUGGCUUCGGGUAAUCUUCUGCUCCAUGUGCCUUAUUGAUUACUUUAUGUUAGCGCUGGUGCUUCAACUGGGCCGGUGCUUGAGUUGGGCAGGUGAGCAAAUUGUCUACUGCUUGAGUCCCGCAUCUCUCAUAGAUGAUUAGUUCUAAAAUAUGAUGAGUACUGGGACUUAAAGAGAAUGGCACCCACCCCUGCACCUACAGUAUUUCAGUCCUCUUCAAGCACUGGGUAGCAUUACUAAAGCUCUUUGACCAUUAUGGCUUAGGUAAUGUUAGCCUAGCCAGUAUUUUUGGGGCCUCUCAAUUGUCUGUAAAUUGGAGUCACAACCUAUUGUCCAUCAUCAUAGAUUCCUCAGGUGCCUCAUUGUUAAUUCCCUAUCAUUUGAUUGUUACUGUUAUUCACACUUUUACAGUAUUGCAGCUCUGCACUGGUUCUCUGCUGAAACGAGGUGACACAGUGUGAGUUGCCGCUCGUUUAGAACAGACAAAGACAUGGAAAUGCAAUUAGCUUACAAGGCAGAGAGAGAGAGGCUAUGAGAAUAGCACUCCCUCCUCUCCCUCAUCUCCUCUCCCUCCUCUCCCAGUCCUUAUGCAGCAGAGCAUCAUGGGUAAAAAAGAGCACCAUUUUAAGAGAGGGCGGAUUCAAACACUGUCUCAUGGUUAAUUCAAGCCAUGCAGAAGGUAGAGCAUGGUGCUGAUAAUUAUAGCCCACACACAGAAGUACACACACACACACAUAUGCAAGCGUACACACGCACACACACCUCCCUGCUUGUCCAACCACAAUCUAACAUCACAAAGACAGAGAGAAAUAGAGGUAGAGGUACUUUAAACAGAGACCUCAAUCUCUUUCAUCUCCCAAUGCACACACACAUCGUGUCCCCCUGAGGCGUCCUCACCUCCCCCAAAAUCUUCCCCCUCUUGUAUGUUUGUUUUUGUUUUGCCGCGGCACUUUUCCUCGGCAUUGGCCGAACAUCAACUGGAGGUUAAGUUUGCGUAAACGCCUCGAUAGGAAAAUUGCUGCACACCGAGUUGAAAUAACAGCAGAAAUUACAUAGAGAUGCAGGGGGAAGACGGAGGGAGAGGGAGAGUAGAGAGAGGAGGGCUGUCUGUGAGUCUGCCUGACACAAAGAACAAUAAACACGUUCCACAUGGCGAGAGGUGGGCUCCAGAUGCAGGCCGGACCGGAGAACUAAAAUGCGGAAAUGGCUUCCAGACAGGCUCAGUGAGAGCACAAAGGGCCAUUCUCAACCACCGCCUAGCGCAGCUCACGCUCCUGUCCUGUCUCUCUCCCUACCCCCUCCUCUCUUCCACCUCCACCACCCCCCACCCUCACCAACCGUCCAGCUCAUUCAAUUGUGAAUACAGGGAGACUUCAGUUACAUGACUUGUCCCGCGGAAACUCGCCACCGAAAUCGCUUGCGUUGGACUCGCACCAGAAAACAAGUGAGGAUACUAUAGAGCUAGAUCCUAGAUUGGAAGUUGCUGUGGCCUGGCCAGCUAGUCCUUAGACCAAGACUCCAAUGUAAUCAGAUGACGUGAAGUGUUUGUAGUAUUUAUUAUGGAUCCCCAUUAGCUGUUGCCAAGGCAGCAGCUACUCUUCCUGGGGUCCAGUUAUGUGUCAAGUUAUUAAGUCCAUUUGUUUGUAUUAAGUCAACUUGCCCAGGUCAUCAUUAAUUGCAGAGUAAAUUCCUCAGUUUGCUUUGGCUCUGUGUCAACAAUGAAGUGGCGGCCGGCGAAGGUUACAAAAAUUCACGUAAUUUCCACGUCUAGGAUACCAGUCCUGGCAACCCCCAGACUACGUAUCCCGAUAGCCAAAAUCUACACAAUGUAAACUAACAGGGUCUGGGUUUUUCUGUUGAUCCUUGAAUUCCAGGACAAAUGCUACAAACGAAUCAACGCUAGGGCUCAAUUCAUUAGCAAACGUCAGGCUUAAGAUUCCAGAUAUAUUGGUGCAGGCAUUAAAAAGGCAUGAAAUGUGGCUGUAUGGCGGUAGUGUCCCCCCUACACACACACACCACCACCACCCCCUGUUCCAAGCUGAACCUGACUCUGAUUUAAUUGGCCCGGCCAGUGGUUUGUCCUGUAAAGUGUGUUCUGCAGACAAACAAGCAGCUGGAGUUUUCUGUCGGAGGGUCGAGCAGGUGGCACGGAGAGCACAUUUUAUUUUUUUUGCCACGUGGGUGAACUGGCCUGCAGAGAAAGAGAGAAAUAGAGAGAGAGGGAAAGGAAUGCUGGAAGGGGAAAGGUCUGUUCUGUACUGUACUUUCUCUCUCUUUUUCUCUCUCAUCAUCUCCACUCCCUUCACCUUAUUGGUCCAGUUGACCAGGAAGGUCUGAUAUGAUUGGUCACAUCUUCCAUGGGUGAUGCUGCUGUAAGCUUUAAAUAAUUUGGUCACAAAGUUGUCUUAACAUGUUCAGCUUUAAAGUCAGCAGCUUACAGUAUCUUCUGAGAUGGUUUGAAGUUCACAAUUGCCAUUUUUUAUGUAGUCUGUGUCUUUAAUCCCUUUUUAAGCAUGAACCAUAAUCGUUAAACAAUGAAAGUAUGGCACCCCAAUUUCCAUACCAGUGAACGUUUAUUUGUAACUACAUUUGAUUGAACUGUCCCUUUAGGACGCAUUGUAUAAUUCCUAAUAGUACAGACUACAGCAUCCUCUUUUGCACCCCCUGAAGACUUAAGAACUAAGAAUAGCGUUCUAAAUUACCCAUUCUGUCCCAUCAGAUGUGCUUGGUUGGUUUUGACGUCUUCCCUUUGCAGAUGGCUUCUUCCUGCAUGCAGGGCUUCAAAAGCAGACAACGUUAUGGACAGACAUUUAGCCCAUGAAGUCAUAAAGUGGGGCCGACUUAAACCACAUUGCCGGGGCUUUGUCAAGCCUGACAAGACAGUAAAUCAGAGAAGAAGUGGUCUUAAAAAAAAAAACACGUAAGAAACCUCGGCCGGUUUCAAAGUUUGGCCCAUCUAAAUCAUCCAGCUAUAAACACUUUAUAAUGCACUUUUAAACAUUGGGCCUGAUUAAUUAAGCUCCUACAGGGGGGUUGUUGGUGGUCAGACAGAUUGUGAAGACUGUGAAACUCUCUGGGAGCUUUCAAAGUCCAGUAACUUUCAAAGUCCCCUUCGUAGUUUGAAAGCUAAAUUGAUCAAUCACCACCAUGUGUUUCUGGUCUCCGAGGAAUGGGCCGGGCGGUUUACAAAAUGUCCGCCAUGCAUGUGGCUUGCUUGCCCACGUUGGAUUUGAGGGUAGUGAGAAUGUGGCAAGAAUGCUUUUGGUGGGUGGAAGGGUAGCAGAGAAGAGGCUGGGCCAGGCGCUAGUGCGUGUUUAGAGGCUGUCAUAGCCAACCAUCAGGGUGGAACCUGUCUCCCCCCCUGACAGGAGUUAACUGUAGCCAGGAUGAUAUUUAAUUUGCUGCUGGUAAUGUCUGGAAGGGGGAGGGUGGGGGUGGCUUCAAAAGACCCAUGUAGGUGACAGUUGGAGAGGGGCGGGCCAAGACUGGCGUGAGUGAUUGAUUGCAAGACCACAAAUAGCUUGCAUGCAUUAGCUCUCCCUUACAGCCACACAAAAACACACACACACACACACAUAAUACACCCCUGGCUGCCUUGUUAUUGAUAUUUGGAUCUGUCAUGAUGUUCUUCCACUCCUCCCACCUGACUGCCUAACGAGGUCAUUUCCGACAACGUGUCACGGAGCUCAAUCAAAGACUGAGCGUUGCAGCAUCGCUCCAUCAAACCCAUCCUCGAUUUGCCUCCACUGGCCCUUAAUGACUGGCAAUGCUGCUGGAACGACGGGAAAUUAGGGAGAGGAAGAGAAGGAAGAAGGCAGGGGUAUUGAUUUAUCGAGACAUAAUGCACUAUUUGAAUCCUGAAAGGGUGAUGGCGAUGGCUGCAUGCACUCAGGGAAAAAAGAAAGAAAAUAUGCAGAGUCGAUAGGCGGUAUCCAUUUAAGGCCCCCUAAUACAUGUUUUAUGGAAGAGAAUUACAUCUAAUAGACCACAGGUUUACAUCAGCAGCAUGGCCUUUGGAGGAUUAUUACAUUCCCUGCGUAGUUACCGCGUAGUUACCCGGCCGCUGCCGCCACCUGAUUGGCCAAGGGGAGUAAUACAGAAGUGCAACCCAUGCAUUUUUCAAUAUCCCCCUAAAAAAAGUUAUGUAGUGAAAUUAAGGGGGAAGGAAGAGGAGUAGUAGGGGGAGCGCCCCACCCUGUUCCCCUGUUUCCUCGAUCAGGCCUAAGGCCGCUCACACACACACACACACACACACACACACACACACACACACACACACACACUAACAUAAGCUCUGGCAGUCCAUAAUAAAAGAUGGACCCUGUCAAGACUGGAUGAAGGCUUAUGUCUGUCAAUGCUCUCCGCUAGAAGAUUAUCUCAGAUGUGAGGGCUGCACCGACUUAAUUCUUAUUUAGAUUCCCUAUUUCUCCGUGGCAGAAGAGGGGUAGAGAAGGGGGGGGGGGGGAGUAGGAGAGGGAAAGAUGGGUGAAUAGAGGAGCCAAGAAGUUAGGAAAUGAGAAGAGGAGAGGCUGUUGUGGAGAAGCGGGAGGGUGACGUGUGUUCACAAAAUUUAUUCGGGGGUGUUGGUAUGAUGACCAGAGAAUAAAGUGGCAUGCAGGAAAGAGAGGGCAGACAAGCUCACACAGAGAGAAGGGAAGGGGGUUGAUCUCUGGUUUGGUGCGAUAAGCGAUGGGAGCAGGGGGGCAGCAGAGGGCGGGGGCAGGGGGGGGGGGGGGGGGGUAGUGUAGGGGGGACUGGAGAAGAUCCUCACACAGCAGCUGGAUGUGGACCUGGGCCCCCCUGACACGUAUUCCAACCCCCCCCCCCCCCAGAUUAGCUGUCAUCUGAUGCCAGGUCUGCCUGAACCCCCCCCCCCCCCCAAUUCCUCCUUUUCCCCCUUCAUGACCUUGCACCCCCAUUCUGGCCCCCUCUGCCCCCUCACUUUUCUACUCUGAGCCAAUGAGCUACAGUCGAUCUGGCGGGCUUCCACCAACAUGGCUGGUGUUUGUGUGAGGGUUUAUCGCAACAAGACGCAAAAUGGCCUCCCCACCAGAGCCCUGUGAAGGAUUACGGGCCUCUUUGAGGAUCUCACUCAUGGUGUGACUGAUAAGGACAGUCGAGGGAGAAGUGACGCGCCGUCCAAAGGGGACUGUUUGGGGGUGACUUAUUCGAGGGUCAGUCUGUGAAUUUGGGGUCAGUGUGUCAAACCUCUCAUAUUGGCUUCAGAGUAUGUGUGGCUAAUUACGAAACACACUGGGGGGGAACACGACUUGUCACUUAAGCUGCAAAACGGCCAGGGAAAAUCCAAGUGAAGUGUGGAUAUUUGGAAUGGAAUUGAGCCAGACUGUGGCAUGGAGAAAGUGGAGCUGGAACCACACAAUCAUCUUCUGGGCCGUGAUGUGAGCCCUUGCGUUUCAGCUGGCCCCGUGCGAGGGAGUUAAUAGCUAUGGUGGGGAUGGCGGUAUAGCCCCCUGGAAACUCGCACACGGCGCCACUCUCUGGAAUUUCGCUAUUAGAGGGCCAGAUCUGUGCCACUGUGCAGUUGCUCAAUUUGUAUCGAAAUUGCUUGCCCAGAGCGGCAAACUAAUUUAGCCAGAGCUGGGCGAGAGACAGGGCCCUGUGAAAGAGCUUAAUGAAGCCGCUCUUACUCUGUAAACCCCUGUCAAUCUCCAGACCCUCUUCUUCUCCUGCUCCCGUUCUCCACCUCUUCCUCGUCCUCCUCACCUAGCUCCUUCAUCCAUAUAGAAUAGUAGCAUUAUGUUUAGUUAUCUUCAGUGGGUGCUUUCUGUAUCAGUUGGACGCAAACGAUGGACGCUGCUGUUCAUUGUGGAGAUGUUUUGGGUUCCAAGUCUGUUGUAGAUCCAAGUCUGUUUUGAGUUGCUUAGGAUAAAUGUGUCUGCGAAAUGCCAUUCAAUUUCCCAUCUGUCGUCAUACUUUCUCGUCAGACACACCAUACUUGUCCUGUCUCAUCCGCAGGUUUCUCCAUGGGGAGUACACCGUGGAGGUGGCCAUCAACGACUACCUGGACAUCUACUGCCCCCACUAUGAGGACCCGCUCCCCCAGGAGCGCAUGGAGCGUUACAUCCUCUUCAUGGUCAACUACGACGGCUACACCACCUGCGACCACCGCAUGAAGGGCUUCAAGCGCUGGGAGUGCAACCGGCCACAGAGCCCCAAUGGACCGCUCAAGUUCUCCGAGAAGUUCCAGCUCUUCACCCCCUUCUCGCUAGGCUUCGAGUUCCGGCCGGGUCACGAGUAUUACUAUAUCUGUAAGUGGAAAAGUUGUCACAUGGACAAUGUCACACACACAUACACACACACACACACACACACACACACACUGCUGCCUUACAGAUACAUGUUAUGUCUCCAAUUUUGAGGUUUCAGGUAGAUCUCCCAUUUGCCCCCCAAAAAAACUAACACACCUUCUUUGGCUGAUCAAGGGCUUGAUGAUCAGUUGAUUAGGAGAGUCUGGUGUGUUAGUGCUUGACUGGAAAAAAUAAUUGCACCCCUGUGUACUGGUCCUUAGUACCAGGAUUAUGAAGAACCUUGCUUCUUAGCCGAUGGGUCACAUGGCCUAGUAACACAGAUCUAAUUGGCUAUUAGCUAUUGGCUGCAUUCAAGUCAGGACCAGUCAGGUUACUGGUGAAGGAGUAACUUUAGCCAAUUGAAAUCUUAAUCAGACCCCAUAUUGUGACACCCUUUUAUUCACCCCCACACUGGUUAUGUCCCCAAGUAAGGUAAAGAAAUAAAAUAUGCAAGUAGAAAUUACUUUGGACCCCCACUGACUACACAAAACAGACACAGUUGGGACCCAUCAAGAAUAUUCAGCGCUGUCAACCCAUCGCUCUUCAGUUGAUGGAUAUCAGGGAAUGUCAGUUGGAUUGUAUAUGUUCGUUUUAGGGUCGUUUGAAGGAUGAUUUUCUCCCAUUUGGUGGGAAGCGGGGGAGGAAGCCAUAAAAGCGGUAGGGGUUUAAUUAAUAGGCUUUGCUUUGUGGUGUCAUUAUGCUGCCAUGCAUGGCUUCCUACUAGUGCCAGGGCUAGGAACCAACCAAGAACGGGCUGUUCACACCACAGUGGAGAGCCAGAGCAGAUCACAGCCCGUAUAAACAGAGGACAAGUGGCUGAUGACUAUUCUGCAUCAAAACCCAGAUGUCCUUGUAUUUACUAGAUAAUUGUUAACCAGUAUUUAUUUGAAGAAAUUCAAUAUAAAUGUGAACCAGUUGGUUCCAAUUUAUGGUUCCUUGCGCUAAUUGAUUGAAUGAAAACGAAAGAUAGUUAUAAGGCAACAGCAAUGUCAUUAUGCUGUUACAAUGUAAAUUCCUAGUAAAUCACAGACCGUGAACUAAAGCCAUAGAGUGUAACUAAACAGGCGUGCUAUUACCAAUCACAACAUUCAGCGGCCAAACCAGAGGGGAGCCUGGACAAAUCGUUUAUCUCCGGCUUCCGGUUGACUUGUCCGUCCGUGGGUUUUUUGCCUGACCUGCCGUCCUUUUGUGUGGCACCCUGGCGCAUCCCAUCUCCUUCCACCCCUUGAUGAAAAUGUCAAUUUGUCAAAUGGCAAGCGAGCUAUUAGCUGGGUGCUUAGCUUCACAGGGUGAGAUCAGUGCAAAACCAGUUACCGGCGCCCUCAUGCGGAACGCUUCAAAUUAUGCUGAUUGGUCAAAUAAUAUUUAGCAGAGGGAACUUGAUGGGGGUAAUUGUGUCCUUCUGGCUCCGGACCGUGGUCAUUACAAUUUUUUGGACGUGAGGCACUGAAAGCCAUUAGCGGUGCGGUGGGUUGAACGCGGCCAGGGUGGCGUGCUCUCCAGACAGGCCUGACACCUCGCCUACCGGACGCUCCACGCCCACUUCACUUUCAAGGUCGCGGUACGCACGGCGCUUCCCAUUUCCUUCCGUCGGAGGCGAUUUUUCCCUCUCCGUCGCCCAUUCCCGGUGCGGUGGGUCCAUGAGCAUGACAGGACAGGCGUGGGUUUGCCAGGGUGCAUCUGUCCCUGUUUUGCUAAUGGCCCUGUGAAAGGUGUCCUUUGGCCUGAUGAAAAGCCCCCCUGCUGGGCCCAGGUAGGGAAAAGGCUCAAAGCGGAAUGCCGGAUGCAUUAAUGAGGCAAUUUCUGUUCCUUUUUUGUUUUUUUCUCCCCUCCCCUAUGUCUGACCCCCUCUCUCUCCUUCUAGUUCACCUUUUCCCUUGUAUUUUUCCAAAAAAUGAAAAACUUUAGAACAUUUGAAAAUAGAGUGAAAGUUCAGGGGUGGGUGUAACAUGAGGCCUUUUUAUGUUAUAUUAAUAAAGUUCAUUAACUGGGUUGGUCUGAUUCUCUCUGUGUGUGCCCUUGUGUUGCUAGGGGGAGGCCACUUAGCCCACAGGAGAAAAGGUGUCACGACUCCGCCCUGUGAUGCUAAAUCCUGUGGCGGACCGAACCACUAAAAAGACAGACACACGACAGACAACACUUCUAAGAUUGAUUUGGCACACAGCACAUGACUCAUGUAUGAUGUGAAGGGAGAUGAGGAGAGAUCAGGAUCAUUUUAAAGCACAGUGCUACUCAGCAGCUCAUGAUUUCUAGCUGUUCACUGCCAUCUGUUGUUAGUAAUGCCCAACUUAAUCACACAGACGAGAAAUUACACGUUGUAAGACUAUCAUUAUUUUAAUUUGCUGCUAUGAUAUGAUACACCCAAACUGUACAAUAUGGAAUUGUAUAUUUUUUACUUUAUAUAUUUCCAAUAUUUCCGAUAUUUAAAAAAUAAUGUUUUUACAAAGCUUUUUAUGACUUGGCUAUGACAUUUCUAAGGAGUGGGAGUGUGUGUACUGUACUGUAGCCUUCCAGACUAUAAAUCCAUAACCACAGGGACCAGUUGUGACAGUAUUUAGACAGCACCCCUGUGUGACAAGAUCAGGGCAGGGGACCCCAUAUAGGGCGGCUCUGUACCCCAACCCAGCCCCCCUGGCCCAUCACUCACUGCAAUGUGUAUGGAUGCCGCCCCUCCAACAUAUGGUAUAUAUUUCAAUGCUUAUUAUCCUCUGGGUGAUGGAAAGGUAUUUAGGCUGAGGGGGAAAGAGUGGAAGGGGGGCUGGGGGGUGCUGCAAUGUCUAAACGUCCCCCCUCCUAACCAGUGGGGCGUCCCUCGACUUAUUAUACUCGGCGGGAUGUUGUCACUCCUGGAAAGGAGGAGUGGAGGAGAGACAGAGGACUGGCAACAAAAAGAAAAGCCAGUUCAAAGUUAGCGUUCAGUGUCUGGCGAUUCUUCCCCGUCCUGAGCUGUUCUUAAUGCACUCCGCCCCGUAGCUCCUAGCCGGGCCCUGCAUUGUGUGGCCCUUUGUCCCCAACAGCAGCCGAGGCUGGGAAGCAGUUUGCCCCGCCAUUCAGCACAUUUUUUUCUCCUCUCCCUUAGAAAAUGAUUUGGCUACUACCAAUAUUGUAGCUGUCAUGGCCCCUGGAGUGUUAGGGCAAAGGGGGAUGCUUGAGAAGUUGGGUGUGGGGUGUUACCGGGGUGAAAGGGGGUUUAGCUUGGUUAUCUGUGAACAAAGGGCCACGUCCAUCACCCCCAAUGUGACCUACCUACCCCCAACUCCCAGGCCUGAUGGGUUAGUGGUGGCACAGAGCCCUAUCAGGCAGUAGUUUUGGAGACUUCUAUGCCUCCUCAUCUCCAUACACACACACACACACACACACAGUUGUGACUGCUCAGUCACUGCCACCACCAAUAACCCCCUCUCCCCCCAAACACCCCAUGUACACUUGUGUGCAAAUACCAAAUACACACACUCAAAUGCAAACCUAAAAAAAAACACACGCACAAACACACCCUGUACCCCAACUAGAAACACACACAGACACAAAUUCAAAUAUAAGUUGUGGUUAGAGAGAGGAAUAAGUGGUGUAUGCACUAUGUGUGUGUUUUGUGGAUGUGUGCUAUGUCAGUGUGUUGUUUGUGUGUUCUUUUUGUGUGUCUUUAGUUGGCUUCAUGUCAUUCUGUCUAGACUAUAAUCUAUGUGUUCGCAUUCCGGGCAUUUACCCCACCAAAUACGGAGCCAUUUUAAAAGACCAAUUACAAAAAUGGUGUUGCAAGAGAGUGGCCAUUUUGGUGCCUGAUAUUUGUUUUUAAUGGCAAAAAAUCAGUGUUCUUUUUUUGGAUUCCGAGAGACAAAAUUAAACAUAAUUUGCCACGGUGAAGUUAGGAAAGUACUGCUUUCAAUUUUGGUCACAAAAGACUACACUUUUGACUGAAAAAAGCAUUUUCAAGGUUAAUUAAGAAUGCAGCACUACGCCCAAAGUCUCUUUCUGGUUCUCUCGCUGGUUCUUUCAAGUGAUGCUAUUAGCAUAUCAGAGGUUGCAUGGAGUUGUUGUUUUUCCUCACUGAGCCAUAUGGUGUGUGAGUACACUGAGACACUUGGACCGUGGAGUUCUGGAGUUUUGUUCUUAGCACUCCCAUUCACAGUAACAGCCUGCUAAGCGAUUAGCGAUCCACGCUAACAUCUCUGCACACGCAGCACCUGGUCACUGAGGCAUUCCAAGUUCCAACUCUGGUGGCUAUGUCAGAGGGACAGGGUCACACAAGAAGACGGGUCGAAAACUCCUUAGGUGUGACAAACUUGACUUCUGGCCCCCAAAUUCUUCUACCAAGAUGGCCACCGUUUUUCUCAGGCCAUCAUCCACAAUUCCACCCUGGCCCUCAACUGGUUGCUUUUAAAAAACGUGUGGAUACAUUUUUUACAGGGAGACUGAAAGUUGACUGAAAUGAGUGCCUGAUGGAUCACCUCUGUGAAAUCUUGGUCCAAUGAGGGUGGGACAUUUCGGUUAUAACCCUCUAAUGGAACAUACUUACCGUCUUUCCCAGGCAGCAUAAUUUGAGCUAUUUUCUCUGAGAUCUGACAAGAAUAAUGCUGCCGAAUGUGUUAUUCAUUAACAAACAUAUGCUUGUGUGUGUUUAUUUUCUCUCUCUCUCUCUCUCUCUCUCUCUCUCUCUCUCUCUCUCUCUCUCUCUCUCUCUCGUUCCAGCGUCUCCACACCCUAACCUUGUCGGGAAACCCUGCUUGAAGUUGAAAGUCUAUGUCAGGCCCACAAGUGAGUAUUUUCUCCUCUAUCCAGUCUUCAGGGAAUGUCAUGUGAAAUUGCUUACACUCCAUUUUGGUUACACUAGCCUUUGUUCAUAAUAAAAACCUCUUUCUCUUUCUAACUUUGCCAAUAACUUUGCCAUGUUAAGAAUGGGUCUAGUCAGCAAAAGAGACAGUAACGCAAAAGAGACAGUAACAUAUUAUAUGAGGUUGUAGAGCUCUCCAUCACAACCAUUUUGCAUUAAAUUGUUCUUUAUGCUUCCACAUGUAUUCAUGUCUACAAAUAAAUAGAAAUGUGUUAACUUAUCACACAGAUGGUUCAAAGUUUUACCAAACAGGCAAGGCAAUUUUUUGUUCCGUUUUCAUACAACACUCUCCAAGCUCUUGGUGAGCACUCAACUAUGAAAUGUGCACCAGUUCAAUCAGCCAAUCAGGGGGAAAAUAAUAGAUCCUGUGUCGCGACUUCCGCUUUUAGAUGUGCAUCUCGCUGUUUACAAUCCCUGGUGACGCUAGUUAAUAUCUGGCUAGCAGCUAGCUACGGCACAUUUGCUAGCUUGCUUUCUGAAGUUGUUUCCAUCCGGAAUAUUAACGAGGCGACACUCCAUCUUGGUUGAACAGUGCAGAAGAGAACCUCCCCUGACAGUUUAAAAAACAAAACAGAAUGUGGGGUAUUUAGAUUUAGGUUUUUCUUUUACACCUGCUACUUUAGGUUAUGAAAUGUGUAAACUCUCAUGCUAGUCUUUCCCAGCAAAGUCCCACAGAUCUCUCAUUCUGAACCCAUAUUAACCCAGGGAAGGUAGACAAACCACAGGAGCACCUGUAGGUCAGAACCUAAUGUAGCAGGCGUAAAAGAAACACCAGAGUGGGACGCCCCACAUUCUGGUCCUGACAAGAGAAAACAACUUUUGGGGGAGGUUCUCUUCUGCACUCUUCAACCAGUCCAGUAAAUGUGGAGGAGUUAAGAUGAUGUCGCCUUGUUAACGUUCAAAAGAGGAAGUCGCGUAACAGGCUUUCUUCAAUUUCCCUUGAAAACUGGGUAAAUCUGGUUGUUUCCAAACCCGCUGAGGAUGGUCAGAGCCUAACAUGCAAAGCCCUCUGCUUCUUGAUUGAUGAGGGUAAACCUUCGUUUCAUCUCUGUCUUUGCUCAGCACACUAUCAUCCAGAACCCUGUUCAGAACUGCUUAGGAUCCCAGUUAAGCCACUAGGACUCGGAAAUGAAACACCCACACACACCCACAAACCACACACACACACACAGAUACACACACUGCAGUCAGAGGUACAUGCUGCUUCCCUCUGGGCACAGUCUGGUGGAAAUAAUUCAUCUGACAAGGGCAAGAUAACAAUCCAAUCGUUGACCUCCGACUAGUCAUCAUUCACCAAAGCUUGAUGCUGUGGCGUCCCACAGGGAUCUCAGCAGCAACAGGCACCAGAGCAGGUAUUGGCCAUAAAAAUGGGGUUUCAAGUUGACUUAACCUCAGACCAGCUUUGGUGACGUUCUCCAACUUGAUGUAGUAGAGCUCCUUAGGUUGCACUGUAGCGUUAUACACAUAAAAUGUGGUUAUGUUACAAAACCAUACGGGUCACUAAGGAAGAAUUAUGAAGCACCCACAAGGUACUGUAUAUUUAGUUCUCAUGUACUGUUGUAGACUGAUGCCUUUCCAUAAGCAUUGUUGUAGAUAUUUGAAUGGAGAGGUUUCUUUCCAACUGUUUGUUUAUCUAGUUGCUUUUAAAUGCAGUUGAGACAUGGCCAGUUAGAAUCCAAAGAAAGAGUGGUCCACUUGCAGAUGUACGUUCUGUUCCAACUCAUAGAAGGCAUUCAUUCGUUUCAAGCUAUUUGUACAAAGCCUAUGGAGAAAAGAAAGGUAUUAAACUCCCUUCACAGCUCAGACUACUGUGUCAAUAUUUGGAACGGUGUUAUUUGCAGUAAUAUCCCUGAGCUCUAGUUUGGUGAUUUUCACUUGGAGUUUAACCUGACUGGUCGUGCCAUUCCAUUAUCUCUGUAUAAUUGUGAAUAAACAUGUUAGAGAUGAUCAAUUUCACAAGGCAGUUAAAACAAUUAUAUGUAAAUUGAAAGUCAUACAGUUUGUCUAUUACGGAACGUUUCAAUUCUCAGUUUCGUUUGGUGCUAUGGCAUAUUAGCAUGAUAACAUUUUUGCCUAGUUUCUCCUCCCUAUGCAGUACAGUAUAAUUGCAUCAUUAAGAUAUAUUGUUUGAACAUGGAAUUAAAUUAUAUAUGGUAAGUAAAAGUCAUAGUUAAUAUUAAUGCUAUAGGCACAAUCCAAAUACCUCAACAUUUAUUAUAGUACACUUUUCAAAAACGACAAAGAAUACUGUAGUGUAUAACCAACCAGUGGCUGAUGAUUGAUUUUUAUUUUGCUUUGUUUUUACCGGCGUGUUUCACAGUCAAAUGAACUGAUUUAUAUCUCUUAGUAGACUGUUCAAUCACCCGUCAUGGCACAACCAUUAGACAUCAACAAAUGUCCACGUAACCCUUGACAGUGAGCAAUCCCACAAGUCCCAUUUACAGUAUAUUCUCCAGGGGCGUAACCAGAAAUUCAUUGGUGGGUGGGCCUGCAGAAAUUUGGAUGGGCCAACGAUUGGGUGGGCCUGGCAGGGCCUGGCUCCCGAGUGGGAGACCUGUGUCCACCCAGGCCCAACCAUGCCCCUGAUCGACACUAACAGUAUCCCUAAAGCCAUUUGAUGCUAUGACUGAGGAUUGCUCACGCAAGCUCCGGCUCUUUCUUAAAACAAAAGCUUGUCUGCACAAAUAAUAUGCACCACUCUCGCUAUUUGAAUAGCUGGAGGAGAAAAGCAUUUAUUGGAUUCUGUGGUUAAGUCAGGAUUUAUGGGUGGAUUUCGGUGUGGAUUAGCUUGGAAGUUGGGAAUUGCAUUUCCAUAGGCCAGAACGGAUCCUGUGUGGAUUGGAGAUUGUGAAAUAUAUAUGUGCAUAUUUACAAUUGCAGCAUGGCGGAAAAUGCGGGGACCUAUCUGUUUAAGACCUUUAUUAUCCAAAACAACCUGGCCUAGCCUCACGCCAGCCUCUGCCCAAACCAUUACCAUAAUUCCUCUCCCUAAGUCUGGUGUGUGGCUGUUUAUUUUCCAUCUGCUCUGAGAGGGUAAAAUCCCUAAUCUUGUUUGGGAGACGGGGGUUAACCUUGGUUUUUCCCAGAACCCCCCCUUUUUAAUGUCUUUUGGCGGAAUGGAAACAGCCUACUCUUUAAUAUUUAGUCAGGAAUUCCAAAAUCAGAAAGCUAUUAAUGUAAUGUUAAAUAGACCUGCUCAAGGGAGCUGUAAGGAGAGAGAGUUGAGGUGUUGUAGCUUGCGUUUAAUAUGCCUGUAUGUAGUACAUUUUAAGACACCAUCAGCCUCACGCCUCAACUCUCCUUGAGUCAACCCUCCAUUGUCAAGCCUCAACCUCAGAUGUCCUAAAAUGUGCACCAUACGCCAGAGCAGUGUUUAGGCCCCACGCACUGUUUGAUUGGCUGUGUCUCCGUCGGUGUGACUCGUGUCUUCAAGACGAGUCUCCCAACGGAGACCUGUCAACAAUAUGUAGCGCUUCUCACUCUGCUCCUGCAUGUCAACUGUGGAGAUGACAGUCAAAGUGAGAGUUGUAAACAACAUUACACUUGUAUAUAUGACUAUUGACAGAGCAUAUCUGGGUCACAGGGAAGAAAAUAACUAAAAGGCGUCAAUGUAUGCUUUUCCCAGCAAUUUAACACAGCCCAGAUACAGCCAGAUUGAAACUGCACAAGGAUUUGACUGUAUUAGCAUGGAACCUGUUUGAAGCAUAACCACUCUUUCUCUCUCCAUAUAUCUCUCUCACUCUCUCGCCCCCUCUUUUUCUCUUUCUCUAUCAGAUGACUCAGUGUAUGAGUCCCCGGAGCCCUUCCUGACAGACGACAGCACCGGUGGCUGUUACAUGGCCGCUCCGUGCCUCUCCCUUAUGCUGGCCAUGCUGCUCACGCUACUCCUGUCCUGCUCAUAGCAUCCUGGGCCCGCCGGCCGUACCCCCCUUAACGAGCCCCCCACCAGAAUCCCUCCACCCCCAGCCCCAACCGACUUCCCCUCAAAUCUACCGCCUCUGCCCCCCUAUAAGGGAGAAAGUGACACGCCUCCACCCCACCCCAUCCCCCGUCCUCUCCUUCUCCCAUACCAGUCCAUUCUCCUCCACCCUCCACCCCGAACCCCUUGACAGGCACCUCCUGGACACUGUAAACUCAUACUGCCCCUCCCUCCCUCCCUCCCUCCCCCACCCACCCAGAACCCUCCUCCCUCCAACUCCUCAGCGGAACCCCUGUUUCAUGACCACUGGCCUCUGACCCUCAGCACACAGCUCAAGUCCAGGGGGCGAUUAAGGGGAGUAGUCCUAGGGACCAGGAAGGAGUCCCUUAAAGACCUUACAAAAACAGCCUCCCAGCUGCCGAUGAGCGCUGGGAUGUGCAGGAAGUGGAGGGGGUGGGUUUGAAACAAACUAAGUGGAGGACGAACUCCUCUCCCACACGUCUUGAUUGCCGAUGGUCGACAGUGACCGUUGUCAUCGACAGCGACGUCUUCUCCACUUAAGGACCCUCCCAUGUCCAUCUUCGGACUGUUUGCGUUUCUCUAUGAGUCUUUGUGCUUUGAUAAUGCUCAAUAGUGUCCCACCUGUACAUGUUCAUUCUGUUACAGUGUAUUAUAUCGUAGUAUCUUUCUUUGUCACGUUGACUCCUGCAGUGAUAGAUCAUAGCUGAACCUUCUUUACAUUUACAUUUCAUUUAGCAGACGCUCUUAUACUUCUCUCUUUCUUUCUCUCUAUCUCUCUUCCUCUCUUCUUGUGUGUCUCUGACCAGUCUCUAACAUCCUGGCAAUUUCUAGCAGUAGCAAUCCAGAGUAGAUGAGGACCUUUUCUGUAAAUCUGCCAAAGACACUUGCUGAAGUUUUAUACCAGGGGAACAGGGGGGUAGGACGGCGGCGUUGUGGCUCUCCAACGAGGUUGUAAACAGCCAUAGAGCUCUGUGUAGACCCUCCGGAUCAUGCCAUGGGGGUCCUAUCACAGACAGGAGGUUGAAGUUUGUCAGGAGUCUUGUCCUGGUGGCAGAACUGAGCAAUUUCCCCUUAGAUAGGCUAGCUGCAAAGUCAAAAUUGGCUAUAUUGUAAAAAUUCAUGAAAACUAAAAUGCAAUUUAAAGUUAGGGUUAGGGAUUACAGUUAGCAGUGUGGUUAAGGUUAGGGUUAGGUUUAAAAUCAGAUUUUAUGACUUUGUGGCUGUGCCAGCUAGUGACCACUGCAGAGCUGCCUCCAGAACAAGAUUCAUGCUGAAAAAUGCUAACCUGCUUACGGACAGGGCAGUGUAGAUUUUUAAAAAAGAGGAUCUUUUUGUCAUACAAAAAAAAAAGAAUGUUACUUAAGAAAACAAACAAAUGAACCGUUUCAAAAAUUGCCUUUUUUUCCACUGGUGCUGAAUUCAAAACGAGUCUCCGUCUCAAGCUGCGGUGCUGAGUAGAAUGGGGACAUCCUGUGGUGGUGAAGUGUUUUGUGAAUUUCAGGUUUAGCUUUUCAUUUCCCCAUCCCUCCCUUCUCUCAUUCUCCCACAUUUUCUUCUCUAGCAUUCUCUCUACCCCCCCAUCUCUCUGUCUCUCUCAUGCGCUGAAUGUGAGUUUUCACCACGUGACGUUUUUGCAGUGUAACACAUGCCCAUUGCUAAGUCAGGUCCCCUUGUCUGAGUCCCAGUACUAUGGCUGUGGGGCCGCUGGAACAUUGUGGAGAUUGAGGGAAUGGACAAUGUGAACUCCUCAUGCACUGUGCAACCUAAGGGACCCGGGCCUCCAUGUACACUUAAAGGGGACAGCAAUGGGUAGAUGGAUGGCCCCAAAAAACUCCAGUAGGAGUUUGGAAUCUCAGUAGCACUUUCGCUCACAAAAUGGACUCUUCUGUUUCAGGGGGACCGAAGUGUAUGAGAAUCAUGUUGUGGCUUUGUGAGGGAACGCUCCUCUCUACGAUCAUGAUGCUACACAGAGAGCUGGCCUACAACAUCCGAAGGAACUCAGAAAUAAACAACAUUUUAAAAAAGUUAGCUAAAUACAACUUUUAUAUUUUACUUUAUUCCAUGUUAUUUUUUACUUUACUUUUCAAAAAAGCAGAAAUUAUUCAUAUGUGAUAUGAAAUUAUAAUGUAGACCCUUGAAUUACUAGAUCGAUGAUGGGACAGUCUCCGCAGUCAAACAAGUGUAGAGAAGUCAGCCGUUCGCUAUUGUUGUUGUUGUUUUCCUGCUUGUAUCACAAGGCAUUCUGGUACUUGUAGUCCUGUAAUAAUUAUUUUUAAAGGUGAAGAACAUGGUGUGGUUAUCAGAUCAAUUCCUUUUUAGUUGGUUUUAAUGUGGAUGAAACCUGUUUUGAUUUCAUAUGAAAUGUUCUUGUUUUGACAUAGGAAAGCUAUGGGGGUAAAAGGAAAAAACACAAAUAAAGCUUUUGUCUAUAGUGGAAAUAGCUCUGGUUUACAGUGUGACAUGUCUGUACUGUAGAAUACAGAGUGAAUACAUCAUCAAAGUAUUCAUAACUGCUGUUUCAAUCAAACAUGAGCUCUCAGCCACUGUUUCGAGUGUCUUUACCUAAAGUAAAUUGCAGUCUAAUGUUGAUGAGCUGUUUUGUAGUUUAAAAGAAUGUCUGCAUAUAUUCUUUGAAAAUAUUUCUUGUUUUUUGUACAUUUUGUUAAUGGAUGCUUGUCAAAAAACAUUAAACAGUUCAUGCAUUUAAGAAAUUGAACUUGUUAGAGAGCUGGGGUGGUUUAACAUGGCCAAAUCUAAGGAUCGUCCCUCAAGAUUUUACAAAAGGUAAUCAAUAUGAUGGAUUUGCCACUUCUGACAAUUCUCUUCCCUGUGAUGCAUGAUAAUACAAACGUUUUUGCCUAGCAUAAAACCUAUUUUAAUCAAAGAACAGACUUUCAGACCUGUGCUGAUUGACUUCUAGUGAGUGUUCAGAGGGAAGAUAAUUUCAGAAAUGUAUCAAUCAGUGUUUGAUAAUUUCACAACAAAUAAAGCUUCCACUAAAAGUGGCCUCUUUGAUUUUGGCUUCAAUGCCAUGAGCUUAUCGCUCGAUUCUGUCCGUGUCGCUACAUCACCACUUCCCAAAGAGCUGCUCUGACUGGUGUGAGAUUCACUCAUCUCUCUCAAAAAAACUAGAGAGAACUUUUCUAUAUUUCAUGAAAUCAGAUGUCCUGGAGGAUUAUGCAAAGAGGGGAUUAGAGAAUGAUCAAUACUUUGCCAUGAUACAAGUUCCCUCAAAUGAUUCAAGUUCCCUCAAAUGAUAACAACUAAUAUGUGCUAUAAUAUAAGUAAAUAGUAAAUGAAAUUAGAGCAGAGACACUAUACUUAAUUAUACCUAAUACCCUAAAUAUCCAGCACUGGUCCCUCCCUCCAUGUUGAUCUGAACCAUUUCUGUUCUUUCAGAGGAGAUGGGGAGGACUGGAAUGGUGGUUGUUAGAAAAGAUGGUGGAGUCGUGUUCAGCAAAUGGGGUUUGAUAGCAGUGAAUGCUGCAGUUACCUCAUGCCGAGGCAAAAACUGGUAACCUGGGGAGACUGAUAAAGGGGAGAUGGGAUAAUUGAGGGUGCAUUGAGAUGGGUUUCUCUACCAUUUCUCUUAUUUUCUAUUUUUCCCCCACACCAUCCCCUGUUUGAGCUAUUUGCUUGCUGAAGCAUACUGUGAUUUGCACUUUCAAUACAUCGCAGGCAGUCAUAUCUGCAUUGACCAUCUCUAAUGGACCACAACAUUACCCCUUAUGCAACCAUAUCCGACCACCUGUAGUCGUUGUGAAUACGUCUCAUCUGGGGUUCUGUGAGAAUUAGAUUUUCUAUAAUGACCGUUACAUGAGGCCUAGAUUUUCUCUCUCACAAAGACACGCACGUCUAUGACUCACGCAAAUGUUUGAGUUACGAACACAAAGUUCAAGUUUGGAUUCAGCCCCAUGGGCCUGUAGCUUUCAGAUGUAACUCCUGUAAUCACAACUGUAAUCACAGUUGGAUGAUCAGCUGGUAGAGCACGGCGCUUGUAACGCCAAGGUAGUGGGUUCGAUCCCCGGGACCACCCAUACACAAAAAAAAAAAAAUAUGUAUGCACGCAUGACUGUAAGUCGCUUUGGAUAAAAGCGUCUGCUAAAUGGCAUAUUAUUAUUAUUAUUAUUAUUAUGAUAUUAACCCAGUUUUUAAGGGCUAAUGGAGCAAUCUCAAUGGCCCUCUGCUGUCUCUGGUUAUUGUAGUAAUGCUAAUGGGCUAGCACAACUGUUUCACGGGCCUCUCAUCUGUUCUCCAUUAUAAGAUUUCCUUCUCAUGUUUUCAGUCUGCGCAUCCAGCACAGGUACAUUGCUAACAUUACUAAUGUCUAUUGAUCAUUUACUAAUCUGGUUUGUUCGUGACUUCGUUAACCAUGAGAAGAAUACGAAUUGGCAAACCCUGGAGAAAGUGGUAAAGAAAAGACCAAAGAUACCCCCCUUCUUGGCCAAUUACCAGAUGAAGUAGCGUCACCACUCUUUAGCAACAGGACUCUGAAGUUCCUUGGGGAACUCUUAAUAGAAAAACACAGACUGAUUAGUUAUCCUCCUGGGCUCAUCUUCUCCCUCUUGUCCUCUAUCGAUCCUCAUCUCUGUUUUCUUUCGGUUCAAGUGUCUCUCCUACGUUCCCGUCUUCCAAACAGCGGGCCCAUGUGAGAUGCCGCCACAAAGCACUGCUUGACCUUUCCACAAUCAAACGGCCAAUAGCUGAGGGCCUAUCAAGCCCCCAGUGUGAGCUACUUCGACGGCGCUGCUUUGCCAAGAGAUUGCACCCCAGGCGUCGCUUAACAAGAUAACGCACGGCCGCUAUCAUAGCUCACUCAGAGCCAAAUCGUGACUCGCAAUCUUAAGCUGCGAAACACCACGCCCCAGAGUUCUCCUCGACGACGUGUUGUACUUAGUCAUGGUGAAUUCUGGCCAGCCAUACACGGAGCAGGAGAAAAUAACUGUAGUUUCGUUUCCUGUUGUACAGUAUAGUUUUUCCCAAUUUCUGGCCUCCAAAAUGACAUCAUAGAACUCCAACAACGUCUGUGAGUCAUUAUUAUAGAAGAGACAUGUCUGUAGUGAUCUGUAGAAAGUAUAUUGUUUCAAAUCGUAUUCAAACUCAUUUCCUGUGAUCGAGGUCACUGCACCAAUGUAACCAUCCCAUUAUUGAACAACAUUGGCUGGGUCUUCAGGUCUGAGGUAUGGUAAGGCAUCAACAUAUGUGAGCCUUCCUUAGUGAUCUACCUCACAUCUAUGACGAUAACUUCUCAUGUUUUCUCAUUCAAAGCAUAUUGUGUCUAUGUGCUAAUGGAAAACAUGACAUGGCAAUAAUGAUACUAAAAAAAGCUUCAACUGCUUCCAUCAAAUGCAAGACUGUGCGAUAUUGCAUGGUGCUUACGCAAGAUCUGUUUAAACCAUGUUUAACACUACUGUAGUAAAAGAUUGAUGACAAGCGCGUUUUCCUUUGAACUUUCCUCCCCUAGCCUUGCUAAAAACAAGCCCUGGAACACAACCCUUGCUUCACAGGCCAGUUCAUUCCCACCUUUCUUUAACUUCAGGACACGUACUCCAGCGGUAA